Molecule: messenger RNA, 684 nt
Organism: Penicillium arizonense
Lineage: Eukaryota; Fungi; Ascomycota; Eurotiomycetes; Eurotiales; Aspergillaceae
Product: SDR family oxidoreductase
Exons: 1
Coding region: 1-684 (227 amino acids)
Molecular function (GO): oxidoreductase activity, acting on the CH-OH group of donors, NAD or NADP as acceptor
Source: RefSeq, a predicted model, not a curated record
AUGGCUACUUCCAUCACCCUGGUCAUCGGAGCGUCCCGUGGCAUCGGCCGCGAGCUCAUACAACAGAUCAGUCAAGAACCGUCCCAGCAGGUCAUUGCCUCGGUGCGUAAGCCCACAGAUCUUAUCAAUGCCUCGAACAUCAGCUCGAUUAUCCUGGAUCAAGCAGAUCGGAAGUCAGUUCAAGCUGCCGCUGCCCAGGUAACUGAGAUCGACACACUCAUUAUCAAUGCCGCGUUUGGGGACGCAGAGAAAGUCCUCACUACUUCCGACGAAAGACUAUCUGAGUACUUCAACGUGAACGUGGGUGGGCCACUGAGGAUUGUUCAGGAGUUUUUACCAGCCCUGCUCGCCCGUCAGACCCGGCGGAUUAUAUUGAUUUCAUCGGAAUCAGGAUCCAUGACGCGCCAGAUUAAUGCGAAAGGGGGUUUCAGUGGCCCUUACGCGGUGUCCAAGGCGGCCGCAAAUAUGGUCAUUGUCCAGUUACACAAUGAAUUACAUGACCAGGGAUUCACAUUGCAGGCAAUUCAUCCUGGAUGGGUUGCAACGGAUAUGGGCAGGAUGACCGGUCCGGGAGGAAUGCCAAUUCAUAAGUCGGUAGAGGGUAUUUUACAGCGCGUCAACGAGGCGAAACAUGAGGAUUCACCUCGGUUUGUUGCUUUCGAUGGAUCCACCAUGCCAUGGUAA